AUGCACGCCAACAGCACCGAUACUACUAGUACUCCGUACCGUACGCAUAUGUCUCCGUCGUACGGCACAGGAAUAGCGAUACUCCCUGUCGGCGUUUCUCCGUUUUUACUUUUCUUGCAGCUGAAUACCUUACUUAUUCCGCAUCAUUCGAGGUACGAGGACUCGGUUCUCUGUCUCACUCGCUUCGAUGCUCAUGGAGUGAAACCAUCUACCCUAGCAAUUGGUGACUACAAGACGCUGUCGAGUCUGCGUCUGUACGCUACUCCGUACCCAGGGACAGUCAUGCAAUCGGGCUCAGACGCAGACGCUCGGGGUCCACGGGCGGAAGCACGUACAGGGCUAGUUGCAUGCAGCCGCUGUAGGCUAGACUGGCUGCUGGCCGCUGGCUCCAUACAAGACAGCAAUGCUACAACGCUGCCUGGAGGUAUUAAUUCUCCUGGCAAACUGUCGGAGCGCUGGAGACUUGGCAAAAUACAGAUUCACGAUGAAUGUCCUGGGGAAGAGGCGACCAAGGAUCCUGUGGACAGGAGCGACCUUCUCUCCACAGAUUCCAUCCGUAUUCCCGCAAAGUAUGUACCUCGGACUCGGCACGCGAGGGUAGAAAUGGAGCUUGUCCUCAGUUCGCAUCAGGACGAGUUGCACGGAUAUAACUCUCACCGUAAAGUGCCGAAGGAGCGACAAAUCACCCAAAAGGAUGGAUCUUAUGACAUUGAUCCAGGAAAAUCCCCCACAAAAGCCUCCAGCCGUUAG
Molecule: messenger RNA, 750 nt
Organism: Aspergillus fumigatus Af293
Lineage: Eukaryota; Fungi; Ascomycota; Eurotiomycetes; Eurotiales; Aspergillaceae
Exons: 3
Coding region: 1-750 (249 amino acids)
Source: RefSeq, a predicted model, not a curated record